Messenger RNA from Humulus lupulus (European hop), 1104 nucleotides. Its product is annotated as probable glutathione S-transferase. The record is from RefSeq and is a predicted model, not a curated record. Gene Ontology annotation, cellular component: cytoplasm. Gene Ontology annotation, molecular function: glutathione transferase activity. The transcript has 2 exons. Gene Ontology annotation, biological process: glutathione metabolic process. Bases 136 to 795 code for a protein of 219 amino acids. NCBI's taxonomy places the organism in Eukaryota, Viridiplantae, Streptophyta, Magnoliopsida, Rosales, Cannabaceae.
UUUUCUAUAUAAGGCGACGCUAUACUCUAUAGUUUAAUCUAUACCCUCUCACUCUCUGUCACUGCAUUCCUAAUUAUAUUUAUCAGUUUAUUUUUAGCUUUUGCUCUCUCUCUACUUGUUUGAGAAAAGAUCGCAAUGGCGGACGAGGUGAUUCUGUUGGAUUACUGGCCCAGCAUGUUCGGCAUGAGGGCCAGAAUAGCUCUGACUGAAAAGGGCGUUCCAUACGAGUACAGGGAGGAGGAUCUGAGGAACAAAAGCCCCCUGCUUCUGAAGAUGAACCCGAUUCACAAGAAGAUUCCGGUCUUGAUUCACAAUGGAAAGCCGGUCAGUGAGUCCCUCAUUAUUUUGCAGUACAUCGAUGAGGUUUGGCCUGGGAAAUCCCCUUUGCUCCCCUCUGAUCCUUACCAGAGAGCUCAAGCUAGGUUUUGGGCUGACUGCAUCGACAAGAAGGUCUAUGAUUGUGGUAGGAAGAUAUGGAGCACAAAAGGAGAAGAGCAAGAAGCAGCCAAGAAGGAAUUCAUAGAAAUUUUUAAGGUGCUGGAAUCAGAGCUUGGAGAGAAGCCAUACUUUGGUGGGGAGAGCUUUGGGUUUGUAGAUGUUGCCCUUAUAGGAUUCUACAGCUGGUUUUAUGCCUAUGAGACCUUUGGCAACUUCAGCAUUGAGGCCGAGUGCCCCAAGUUCAUUGCAUGGGCCAAGAGGUGCAUGCAGAGGGAGAGUGUCGCCAAAACUCUACCUGACGGGAAGAAGGUAUGCGAAUUGCUUGGCCAAAUGAGGAAGAAUCUCGGCAUCGAGUAGGAAAAAUCAGAAAGCCUCUUAGUGGUAGCUUGGUGGUACAUGAGGCUGCUUUUUUUCUUCUUUUGUAUCAUUGUCUUUGUUGGGCCUGUGCUUUCUUUUCUUUUCUUUUCUUUUCUGCCUAGAGGGAGCUAGUUGGGUUAUCUAAUUAGACACUUAUUGUGUCUGAUUAUGUUUUGUUAAAACAGCUUAGUCUCUUUAUCUUAUUCCAAUAAAUAAAUGCUUCCUCAUUUGUAGUGAUUCACACAAGGUGAGGAAUUAGCGGGGAGUAUCGUCUCCAUCCACAUUUAUAAUUUCAAUAUUCAUCCCCGU